Rubroshorea leprosula is the source of this 952-nucleotide messenger RNA. Lineage: Eukaryota; Viridiplantae; Streptophyta; Magnoliopsida; Malvales; Dipterocarpaceae. The record is from the annotation of a GenBank genome assembly.
UACAAGGAGAUGAAGAGGAAGGGAAUAAAGUUGGAUACAGUUGCUUAUAAUAUUGUAAUUCGUGCUAUUAGUCUCUCAGAGGGUGUGGAUUUUGGAAUUGGAGUGUUUCAUGAGAUGAGGGAGUUGGGUUUUGAGCCAAGUGUAGCAACUUAUAAUGCGAUACUGAAACUUUUGUGUGAGUGUGGGAGAGUUAGGGACGCAUACUCAUUGUUUGAUCAAAUGCUUAAGAAGGGUUAUGAGCCAAAUGUGUUAACAUAUCAUUGUUUCUUUGCUUGUCUUGAGAAGCCUAGAGAGAUUCUUAUGCUCUUUGAUAGGAUGAUUGAGUAUGGGUUUCAACCAAUUAUGGACACUUAUGUGAUGCUUAUGCGGAAAUUUUGCAGAUGGGGAUUUCUUCGACCAGUUUUAAUGGUUUGGAAGAAGAUGGAAGAAUUAGGGGAUAGUCCCAAUGAGUUCGCUUACAAUGCUUUGAUUGAUGCUUUAAUUGAUAAAGGCAUGUUAGAUAUGGCCAGGAAGUACGAUGAAGAAAUGUUAGCCAAAGGGCUUUCCCCUAAGCCUAGGGAAGAGUUGGGUAUGAAGCUGGUACAAGGAGAACCGGUGGGUGGCUAGUCUUAAUUCUGACAACUUAUACUGGCCAUGGGGCAAUUUCUUCUCAGUUCCAUUCUGAUAUUAAUAGUAGCCCACAUGGAUCCCAAACAAGAUUAAAUUUUUUACUCUCCUCUGUAAGAUGAAGGUUUAUACAUCUCAGGUACUUGCCAUUCCCUCAGUCUCUCCUCCACGCAUAUGUUCUGCUGAUGCUUUGAAUUUUGUUAAGUAUUCCACUGCUAAUGAUGAGCAAAAACAAUGUGGAGGCAGUACUUUAAUUAGUCAAAAGGCUUCAAAACUCUGUCCAUUUGACAUAAAAUGGUGCUUAGGAGCAAACAGAUCAAUACAUGGAUAAAAGCAUGACUGCUUC